AUGGGUGAAGUGAUACCGGCAGGCUAUGUUGAUAUUGCGAAAUCAGUACAGCACAAUGGCAGUGUAUAUAUUGUAGAAUCUUAUAGGGAUAAGCCCGAAGAGGAAGAAGUGAGCAUUGACAUCACAAUUCUCUGGCUGGCUCUCAACGAGGAGUGCGAGGCUAUGUUGAAUCCCCGAGUGCAGAGAGUAUACGUGUCUUACGAAUUCCUAGGAUAUUCUGGUGCAGAUCUCGAGACCCCUGUCAGUUUGCCUAAACCCAAACACUAUGUGGACAAGUGUUAUUUCAAUUUUAAGAAAAGUAAGUUUUGA
This is a messenger RNA of Arctia plantaginis, 309 nucleotides long. Lineage: Eukaryota; Metazoa; Arthropoda; Insecta; Lepidoptera; Erebidae. The record is from the annotation of a GenBank genome assembly.